AUGAAACAUUUCAAAAUAAUAUUACUGAUGAUUGAUAUAUCAAUGAGUAACAUGGCUCAGCAAUGGUAUGAAAUGAGAACAAAACCUCCCUUUUUUGUUGCUAAUUGUACGGAGAGAUACGUAGUUAGUCUCUUACUGUGUGCAGCAAUUGGAAGAGAAGCAAAGGAUGUUACCUUUUUCUUUAACGGUGAUAAUAACCACUGUCGAUGGAAUUGUACAUUCGUUUACAGUACUGGUGUGACCAAUGGAAAUGUCGAGUGGUGGAAAUACGAGUUGGAAUGGAAGAAGAAUGCAGCAUUUCAAAAACUAGUUGAUAGCUCGUCAGUAUACUAUAAUUAUUACGAGAAUUGGUCUCCACAAUAUACUACUGAUGGUUUGAUUCCAAAUGGAGGAAUACAUAUAUUUCAUUCAGAAUAUGAAACUGCUCCAUGGAUCAGGGUUGAUUUGCAACAGGCAUUAGCAAUAUCCUUUUUGCGAGUAUAUAUGAGGAGAGAUGGUGGCGGUGAAAGAUUCCAUAACGUUGCUGUUGAAGUGACCAAUAGUAGCCAAUACAUACAGCGCGGGUUUUACAAAGGACCAUCAAAGACCCUUGGAGUAGUUGAGAUUUUGUGUGAACAACCAGCUGUAGGCCAAUACGUCCGCUUGCGUAUUAUCAAAGGCUCUGUAAAUAUCAUAAAUAUUCCAGAACUUGAAAUUUACACUAAAUAA
Magallana angulata is the source of this 708-nucleotide messenger RNA. RefSeq lists its product as uncharacterized. The transcript is spliced from 3 exons. The record is from RefSeq and is a predicted model, not a curated record. Bases 1 to 708 code for a protein of 235 amino acids. Lineage: Eukaryota; Metazoa; Mollusca; Bivalvia; Ostreida; Ostreidae.